Suillus fuscotomentosus is the source of this 821-nucleotide messenger RNA. RefSeq lists its product as uncharacterized. The transcript is spliced from 5 exons. Bases 105 to 575 code for a protein of 156 amino acids. The record is from RefSeq and is a predicted model, not a curated record. Lineage: Eukaryota; Fungi; Basidiomycota; Agaricomycetes; Boletales; Suillaceae.
AAACAACUGUUGUAUUCUAUGAUCCUCAACCUCCAACUCAAACCCCUCGCUUGAAAUUCCUGUUUUCUCGUUUUGAUCUCUCUCCAUCAUCCACAGCUCCCUUGAUGUUUUCCCCCCAUCCGACAAUCACGACGGUAUCAAGUUGGACCAUGGCAUACCCAAACGACUCUAUACUCCCUCGAAACCAAGUAAUAGUGUUAACCGCGGCUGGCCGGCCACUACUAUCAAGGCCCAAAUCUCUCUCCCUCAACAUAGCCUUCACCAACUACGCCCACAUCUACUACAGGAUCCCAAACCGCCACGAACCUCUCCCUCCCAAACACAACAGGUACACAAACCCCUUUCGUCUCUACAACGCAGACGUCUUCAAAUGUCUCUCAGACUCCUCUACGGCUCGAUCCCACUCAUGCAUGCGCAUUCUGCAACGUCGACAGUGGCUGGUCUUCAAUACCAUGGCAUUGGACCCAGGACACAUGAAUCGAGUUGGAGAUACCAUGCUCAUAUUAUUUAGAUCGUUUGCCCGUUUUGAAGCUCCAACUUACCUGCUGGGUAGUCCGUGGCAAAUUUACAGCUGACGAGGUUUUCGAGCGUUUUGUCAUUACGUUCUUAAGUUAUGAGGCACUCCUCAUUCCGACGUAAUGAUCAACGUGAUGAAUCCUAAAGAACUGCAUCGCUUCUCUGAUUGCCCGCAUCCCCUGCAGGAUCGUUGCUCAUCAACGGCACUGACCGCAUGAGACAAGAUUGAGGUGUAAGUUAUCCAGUCGUUCCCAAUGAUUCAUUUGUUCCCUCGCCUGUCAGCAGCAACUGCUUUACGCGUAACA